Molecule: messenger RNA, 1608 nt
Organism: Paramormyrops kingsleyae
Lineage: Eukaryota; Metazoa; Chordata; Actinopteri; Osteoglossiformes; Mormyridae
Source: RefSeq, a predicted model, not a curated record
AAAAUUUAAAAUAAAGUGGUCUGUCUAGGAGCUUUGUAUGUCUUUUAAAAAUCAAAUAUGUCACUCUGAAACAUGUACAAUAACUACUAUAUAACAAGAAAUCUUGUGUAGAGAGUCCUCUCCUGAUAAACAUUUUUAUGCACAUACUCAGGUAUAGGUAAACAAUAAUGCAUUGAAGAAAUGCAUGAAAGAUAUGAAAAAUUAGAAAACUAUUAUUUUUACAACUUUCACAUGUUAAAGCACAAAGGGAAUCAAAACACCCAAAUAAACCAUCCUUCAGCCUAAUUCCCUGCCAUGCUAGCAGAAUGUUAGUGAGACACAGCUGAUCAUUAAUUGACUAACAAUGAAUGUGCCAGGCUGAAAGUAAUAUGGGUCGUAUUGAAAACAUCCUGUCAGAGUUUUCUUCAGGACCAGAGAUGGGAAACACUGAAAUAAAUUAGGAACUGCACUGACAAUCAGAUACUAGGAGGUGCUAGAUCUCUGCAUACCCUUACCUGAAGUAUAAUGUCUAAAAGCUGUAGUGCUCUGUAUAAUAUUCUAUUAAAUCACUGAACUAUUCAUCUGGUACUUUAAUUUACCAGGAUGCAGAGUGUCCUGAGAGUGAUCCUGAUGUACUUAUCUUGGACUCUCACACAACUUCUGGUCACUCUGUUCCAGAGCUUAAGAGAACUGAGAGCAUAUUUCUGACCAAAAAAUCACUAGGCUACACCUCAGAUGACUUGAUUAGCAGUGUAGAAAACAGCGGAGAUGAAUAUGUACCUGAAUCAUCUGAGAGUUCAGAGGAGAAUGACGAGAUCAUUCCAUCCAAAAAAAGGAAAAUUGCUGCCCACUCCAGUACUCUGCCAUCUGAACAUGUGUCAGACACUAACAGCAUGGAUGGAAUCAAGCCCUGCACAACCACAUCACCAACUGAGGGUGAAGCCAAAGAUGAAUCAAAUUAUGACAGUAGCAGUGGGGUGUCUGUCAUGAAGCUCCGGAAGAGCACACAUGGGGAGCAAGUAUAUGUGGCCAGUGAGGUAUCUGAGAGCGAGGAGGAAGAUGAGACAGCACAACUACAAAAGGAACUAUAUCAGCCACCAUCCAUGUCCAUGGGUCUUCCUGAGGAGGUUCCAGAGAAUCACUCUGAGGACAGGAAUUCAAAACAACAAAGGGACACUUCAACUUGCAGAGUGUCUAAACCUGUAAGUUUGGGGAAUAAUGGCUCUGAAAAUAGAAGCCAAAUCAGUGAAGCAGAAAGCUCUACACAACAGCCAAUAUCAGGUCACACAAACACAAAAAGAAAGAAAUGGACACAAGAUGAGGUUAAAGCAGUGGAAGAUAAGUUGAUGGACUACAUUACAUCUGGAAGGGUCCCAGGUAAAAGACAGUGUGAAGAAUGUAUUAGGUCAGCUCCGGAAGCUCUCCGAGAUAGAACCUGGGAAGCCAUUAAAUUUUAUGUCAAGAACCGGAUUGUGGCGCUUCAACGGGAGAGUAAGAAAAGAUGAAAAGAUGUAGUGUAGAUUUGAGGACUGAAUUUCUCUUUUUUUUUUUAAAUAUUUACAGUGAUAAUUAUCUCCCUGUUUUUUUUGUCCUUCCAAAGGUAUCUAAAGGGGAGGUUUUUUUUUUUUU